Messenger RNA from Acanthocheilonema viteae, 1731 nucleotides. The record is from the annotation of a GenBank genome assembly. Lineage: Eukaryota; Metazoa; Nematoda; Chromadorea; Rhabditida; Onchocercidae.
AUGAUGACACGUUGGGGGGAAGUACCGAUCUUCUGCAUCAUCAUUGUCACAUUCCCUCAGGUGGUAUUGACAAUGUGUCCACAAAAAUGCGUAUGCAUAUCUGAGGAGCAAAAGGUGACACGUUGUGAUAAUGCGGCAUUAACUGACAUUCCAGCCUUGUUGGAUCCACGGAUUACUUCACUAACUAUGACCAAUUGUACACUGAAACGACUGGAUCCGGAUGUUCUCGAAUUGUAUCCUGAUCUGGAAUACCUCGAUUUAUCUUUCAACAAAAUCGAUGUGCUUGGUAUGAAAAUUUUCAAAUAUCAAACAAGGCUCCGAGUACUACGUCUCGGAGGAAAUCAGCUCUCGUCGCUACAACUCGACAGUUUCAUCGGCUUAAGCCAAUUACAGAUACUUGAUCUCUCCGCGAAUCAGCUCGGUCAACUGGAACCACUUUCAUUUUCGGAGCUAAGUCAUCUUCAGGAGUUAAUUGUAUCAGAUAAUUUGCUCACAACAUUACUACCAGAUACUUUUACUGGUUUAAAAAAUUUGCAACGGCUAGAUUUAUCCAACAAUCGGUUACAUACAAUCGCUCAACAUCUGUUCGACGAUGUGCCAACUUUGCAUUCGCUUGACCUCAGCCAUAAUAACCUUUCAGCGACAGAAGCAGACACAUUCGCUGGCUUGACCUCUCUAAAACGUCUUGAUCUUAGUUCAAAUUCACUCGUUGACCUAUCAUUCAAUGGCCUCAACAAUUUACAAUAUCUCAACAUCAGUUAUAAUCUGAUGCAACGGAUCAUAACAUCAAAUUACCGUUCAUUAAAUUUAUUACGCGAACUCGAUCUCUCCUCCAAUCAAAUGAUGGAAUUAGCGACGUCAUCAUUCGAUGGUCUAAACUCACUUGAAGUUCUUAGGAUGACCAACGAACCGUACUUACACUCCAUAAAGCUGAACGCGUUUUCUGGUUUGAAAAGUUUACGCAAACUUAAUUUAUCCUCAUGCCAUGUUCUGGAAAAGAUAGAUGAAGAUGCAUUUGAAUAUGGCGAUCGGUUGGAGGUGUUGGAUCUGAGCAAUUGUCGACUGGAAAGGUUGCCACAGAAAGUUGCUGAAUGGACUAAUUUGAAAUCGUUACACAUAUCCGGCAAUCCGCUACACUGUGAUUGCGAAAUGUUGUCGUUCCUUCCGGAAGUGCUCCGAAAGUUCUCUAUCAAUGCCACCUGCUUCACGCCACCUUGGUUAUUCGACAAAAAUAUUAUGCAGUUGUCUGAAAGUUGCACGACGUUGAACGAAUCGCAAUUAAGUUUCGCUAUUCUCGGCGCAUCACUUCUAAUUUUAAUUAUUCUACUGCUUCUCGGUGUUUGUAUCCGCCGACAUCUUCCUCUAUCCAACAAGUUUUCUUCCGCCCAAUGCAGCGCUCAGAACAAAUGCCGCUCACAUCUAUACAGUAAACCUUUCCUUAUCGCUUCACCAACCAAUGACAAAUCUGACUUGCUAUCCGAACAGACUUGUUAUACGACAACAAACCGCAGUACUUCAAACGGUUUUUCUCGUUCUGACGGUCUCUAUGAUGACGAAGGUUAUUACAGCAGUGUAAUGUUUCCUGCAGAAUACAAUGCGUACGAACGCGCACGUCCGGUUUAUCCGAUACCUCCACCUGCAGCUACAAUACCUCAAACAUUGCCAAAAAGCUAUGGAGAUGAUAAUUUUAGGAUUAUUUCUGAAUAUCCCGUACCUAUUACAGAAUUAUGA